Messenger RNA from Parascedosporium putredinis, 846 nucleotides. The record is from the annotation of a GenBank genome assembly. NCBI's taxonomy places the organism in Eukaryota, Fungi, Ascomycota, Sordariomycetes, Microascales, Microascaceae.
AUGGCGAUAUCGUGGAAGUCGUUUGACUUCUUUGACGUCACCCAGGUCCGGCUCGCCGACGACGAAACACGACAAGCCUUUGAGAGCAAUGAGAUAUCGUGCGUGACCUCGGGGUCGGAGAGCGUCUUCCUCGGUUCCUACGACGGCUACGUCCGCAUCGUCAACAAUAAUUGGAAGGUCGUCCAGAGCUUCCAGGCCCACGAUGUCGGCGCCAUUACCAACAUGCGCCAGGUCGAGGGAACGAGCCUCCUGGUGACUGUAGCUGAGGAUCUAAGCAGCCCACCGUCGCUCAAAGUCUGGGCGCUGGACAAGCUCGUGAAGAAGACGAACAUGCCGACAUGUUUAACCACCCUCGCCAUCAAUAACGGGAAGCAACAGUUUCCGAUCUCCGCAUUUGCUGCCAUCCACGACCUUACGCAGAUCGCAGUCGGGUUUGCCAACGGUUCGGUCAUCGUGAUACGGGGAGACUUGGUCAACAACAUGGAAGCGAAGCAGCGGGCGGUAUACGAAUCCGAGGAACCCAUCACCGGCAUAGAGCUCUCGUACUCGACCGAAUCGAAAGAGACGACCCUCUUCAUCGCGACGACGAGCCGCAUCAUGCGCGUGAUAGUGUCGAGAAGGGGCCAGGGCUCGCCACCCAAGACCGUGGAAGAGAUGGGCUGCGGUGUGGGUUGCAUGACCACGGACAGGAACAGCGGCGAGAUCGUGGUGGCGAGAGAGGACGCCAUCUACUACUACACGAUGGACGGGCGCGGCCCGCCGCGGGCGUACGAGUCGCCCAAGAGCCAGGUCGCCGUGUACGGCGAUUACGUGGCCCUCGUGUGCCCCCGCGGACCAAUCGUCUAG